Molecule: messenger RNA, 1291 nt
Organism: Drosophila ficusphila
Lineage: Eukaryota; Metazoa; Arthropoda; Insecta; Diptera; Drosophilidae
Gene: COX4L
Product: cytochrome c oxidase subunit 4 isoform 1, mitochondrial
Exons: 2
Coding region: 120-698 (192 amino acids)
Biological process (GO): mitochondrial electron transport, cytochrome c to oxygen
Source: RefSeq, a predicted model, not a curated record
GUGUAAUUAGAGCUACAGGCAGAACGAAAAUCAGUUGCCUCCGAAACGGGCAGCAAGCUAGUCGCAUUUCGGGUUGAAUAAAAAUAAUUAAAUUACAAGUGUAAAAACGUGCCGUCGAGAUGUCGGUGCUGCGCUGGAUUCCCCGUGCAAAUCGGGGGAAUCUAAGCCAGACGACGGCGACGACGACGACAAUGAUGAUGAAGAUGAUGAAGAUGGGUCGACGAUUUGCGAGCGGUGGCGAUGGCAUUCGCCUGAUGGUCGGGGAUCGCGAGGUGGUCGGCUACGGCAUCAAUGGACGGCCUUUGUACUUCGAUAGCCAGGACUGUCCGUUCCCGGCGAUUCGAUACCGUGAAGUCACGCCGGAAUUGUGCGCGAUUAGGGAAAAGGAGCUGGGCGACUGGAAGAAGCUAUCGCUGGAGGACAAGAAGCAGCUGUAUCGACAUAGCUUUUGCCAAACCUACGCCGAGUUCCAGCACUUUACGCCGGAGUGGAAGAUCUGCCUGGGCGUCGCCUUGUGGCUCGUGGCCAUCGGUGUCUGCAUCUCGAUGUCGAUGAAGGCCAAGCUGUACGGCGAGCUGCCCGAUACGUUCGAGGAGGACCGCCGUUCGGCCCAAUUACGUCGCAUUAUCCAUCUCCAGAUGAACCCCAUCACUGGAAUCUCAUCGAAAUGGUGUUACGAGGAGAACCAGUGGAAGUAACAAAUACGUUUUCAACUGAUUUGCCGUAGACACGUACAGAAACGAAACAUCACAUCUAACUGAUUGCACGCUCACCCUCUUCUCCUGUUGCCACCGAAUAGAAACUACAAAUGACAUAAACAAUCCGUUUAUGAUCACCUGAAAAUGGGAAACACGUUGAUCACAUAUUGCAGCAUCCACAUUACGAUUUACAAUUAGAAAUAAUUGUCAAAUAGCCAUCAAUAUUUAAUUAUGCACGCUCGUACACAAACAAAAUCGAUUUUGCAGAAAUUGAAAUUGAAUUUAGUUGACGAUCGUUCACAUAGCCAAAGAAUCAUUCACUCUUGGAAACGCUAACGCCACACACCUCACAAAACCACACCGUACUCUAACUAAUGAAAAUGGGAAACACGUUGAUCACAUAUUGCAGCAUCCACAUUACGAUUUACAAUUAAAAAACAAUUGGUUAAUUAACUAUGCGCGCUCGAACACAAACAAAAUGAAUUUUGUAGAAAUUAAAUAUUAAUUUCCAAAAUCACACCAGUUACAAUAUAGUACAUUCACAAACUAAGUUGUGGCCCAUCAUUAAAUAUAUACUCGUAUAAAAAAAAAUA